This is a messenger RNA of Clonostachys rhizophaga, 372 nucleotides long. The record is from the annotation of a GenBank genome assembly. NCBI's taxonomy places the organism in Eukaryota, Fungi, Ascomycota, Sordariomycetes, Hypocreales, Bionectriaceae.
AUGAAGCCUACCACCAUUGUCUCUAUCAUCGCCGGAUUCGCCGCUACAGCCAAUGCUGGUUGCUACUCUGGCGGUGAGCCGUGGGGUGACAAGGCUACUGCCCUUGCAAAGGCUGAGCAGGCUUGCAGAGAAUCUCUGACUGGCACCUACGGAAGCUCGGGAUCUGGCAAUGGCCACCGACACCGCUGCAUUAACGCCAAUAACAAGGCGUUGAACUUUGAAAUCUGGCAUGUAAAGGGAGGUGAUCGAAACUUGGCCUUGGCCGAAUGCAAGGACGGCCUCCAGAAAGAGGUCAACGGCUGCAACACUGGCGGCGACACCACCUAUACCAACUGGCGCUACAAGGGAGACCCUAACGCGGGAAACUGCUAG